GUCUAGUAAAUGGAGGUAUGGUGGGCCGGUAAACCAUACCUCCACCAACCCACCAUGCACCUCCCUACCAUCCUCGUCCUCAGCAUCAAUCAUCUGACCAUGGAACCGAGGCUUCAUCGUCGAAAUGGCGGAUAUUUUGUGUCUCGAUACUAGCAGCAGCGAUGAACAUGAUUUAACCCCAAAUUACACAAAAGCGAAGCAGAACAGAAAUGCCACAAAGAAAACUCCAAUUGCAAUCGAUGGUGACGUACAAAGUGCUGUUAUUACCUCAGACUCUGUCCCGUUAAUGCCUAUCCAAGUUGAAACGGUCCCAAAGGUUACGAAGAAGAAUUCGACCAGCAGCAGCGAUUCAGACUCAAACUCGCAACCUGUUGUCAAAAAGAAGAGAGCAACACGGCGAUUCCGCCACACUGCGCCUGCUCAAUCGUCCGAACCCAGUGAAGACAUCUCUGCCAAGGCCUCUAUCUACAGUCACAGAGUUGAUGAUUGCUUUUCGGCAUUUCAUUAUGGGAAUGCCUUGUCAAAUGACACUGUGAAAAACCAACUUGUUGAUCUUUCAGAUGAUGAUGACACAGAAAAGCAGGAGGUAAUUUCGGCCAUCACCAAAAAGGCCAACACCACUCCAAAACGUGAGAAGCGGCGCAUGAAGAUGAGGUCAUCGCCUCUAGAUAAAACUGAUGGAGACUACAUCAUCAUAGAUAGCCAAGAAUCGCCUGAGAGGACAUUGCCAUCACAACCAACUUGUUCACCUUCACCUCCCCCUCGACCACCAACAUACUACCCAAAUGUAAAAAAAAAAAGGCCUACAAAAGCCAUUAAAACUGCUUUAGCCAACUUGAACCGUGCCAAAUCGCAAUUAGCGAACACUUCCUUGGUAACCUGUGGUGAUGAUUCCUUUUUGUUUGCGGCUACACCGGAGAGGGACCCUGACAUUGUUGUUAAAGUUCGCAGUCGCUCUGGUGUGCAUCGAUUCCCAAUGAAAAAACGUGAUAUCUUCUCGACUGUGAUAACCCAACUGGCUGACAUUGAAAAUGUUCCUGAGGCGCAUUGCAUCUUAUAUUUGAAAGACACUACCAUCGAACCAUUCCAAACAUUGUCGAGUUCAGGAAUAACAAUUGCUGAUAUUCUACAGUGCUGUGUCCAAGGUGAAGUACCUGAUGUGGCACUAGAGAAUGACUCUUUUGAUGAGGACGACGACCAGAUCACAGUUCGAGUGCAAAGUGCUGACAAAAAAAUAACAAGUUUGAUUAGGAUAAAAAAGAAUGAGGCCUUACAGAAAGUAAUGCAUUACUUUGCCCAGGAAAGGAAACUUGAUCUGAAAAAGUUACGGUUCGAAUUUGAUGGAGAGACAUUGAAAGGAUCAGAAACACCAGAGGAUUUAGAAAUGGAGGACGGAGAUUGUGUAGACGCAAUAUUUUUAUAGCACUAGGUAGAGUUGAUGGUGAAAACAUUCACCUGUACAUAGAGACAAUAGCAUAAUAUACUACCCAGUGAUGUAUGUUGAUUCUUGAUAGUGACAAUUCAUUCCAAAGGCAACUAUGUGGAAAGAGAUGAGCUGGAACUGUGUUUAUUUUAUACUUCCAGAGGGGCAUUUAAACUGUUCAUACCUUCGCCCUAGAGUUCAACAUUGUGACUCAGAUGGUUUGGGGGAGUCACUGAGGGUGAAACUAUAAAAUAACCAGACAAGUUUUGUAAAUAGAAUGACGAAAUGUCAGAUGCGAUUUUUUAUUUUAUUACAAAUGUAUAAUUCCAAACUUUAUAAAAAACAUAAUACUAUGUUAGGCAAUGUUAUGUGGUUAAUAAAACCAACAAGUAAUAAUGAUCUUUUAUUCAUUGCUAUGUGUAGUACCUAACAUGGAGCUCACCAUUAGUGAAUUUCCCCAUCAUGUCUCCUGUAACCUUCACCUUUUGUUGACUGCUCGGUGGAGAAGGUUGUGACAAUGUCCUGCCCCUUAUCGACUGUGCUGUGAUUGUGUCCUUUGCCAAAUAAACAAUGUGGUUGUGA
Lineus longissimus is the source of this 2005-nucleotide messenger RNA. RefSeq names its product NFATC2-interacting protein-like. Gene Ontology annotation, molecular function: protein binding. The transcript is spliced from 8 exons. The coding region runs from base 125 to 1423 and encodes 432 amino acids. The record is from RefSeq and is a predicted model, not a curated record. Gene Ontology annotation, biological process: positive regulation of transcription by RNA polymerase II; cytokine production. NCBI's taxonomy places the organism in Eukaryota, Metazoa, Nemertea, Pilidiophora, Heteronemertea, Lineidae.